AUGGAGAGUCCAGAGAUGAUGACCCAUCAGCUGGUCACUGCUCCAGAGAGGCAGUCUAGAGCCCGGUGCAGACCUGAGGAACAGACCCAGACCGUCCUCACCGAACCCACAGACCCCGCUGGUUCCGACCUGGACUCUAAGGUGGAGCGGAUCGCUCGCUACAAGGCAGAAAGGCGUCGCCAGUUGGCCGAGCGCUAUGGUAUCUCGCUGGACCAAGAGCCAGACACCACUGUCACUGACCACUUCUCUUCCCGAUACGGUGCCUCCUGUGGACUCAAGGAGUUGGCUUCUUCCUCUGAGAGGCAACAGGGCUACACACACCCAGAAACACGCUGCAGGGCAGAGUCUGGCUACGGCAAGCCUGGCCAGGGGCGACCCAGGGUUGACUCAUUCACAGAGAGGGAGAGGGUGGAGAACCUGGAGAACCAGCGUAGGGCGGCUCAGCAGGAGAGGAACAUCAACCUGGAGAACCAGCGCAGGGCGGCUCAGCAGGAGAGGAACAUCAAAGCCCCCGAGCCGCAGCCGCCAUCUUCCUCCACCUACAUGGAUGUGACGUCGUCGACCUCUGCCAAAGUGCCCGUUGCUAAGCACAACACCAUCAUGGGGUUGCCCCCCAGCUCACCCAAGACUGGCCGGAAGUCCUUGCUGCCCUCCCCCAAACAGAAGGUGUCCCCUGGGGACCUGUUCAUAGAGCAACAGGCCCACAACAUCCUCAGCAGACAGGGCCCGGAAGUGAAACCACCCAGCGAUUGGUUCCUCCAGACUGAUUCGGCAGGCAACACCCAGUCCCUUAUCAACUGGCCCUCCAGAAUCAGAGUUAGGGACAGACUGGCCAGGGAGGAGGGAGUUCGAAAGAGGAGUCCAGAGCUGGGCCACCAUGUCCCCGAGGCCCCCCUGUACAGGAGACACCCCCAGAUCACCACCCAGUCCACAGCCUACCACCAUGACCCCCAGGCUCCGGCGUAUACCACCACUGACUCUCCAGGCCCCAAGUCCUACUCUCACCACCAGCCUCAGCUCACCCGUUCUGGGCAGAGUGAUGACCCCAGCUAUCUGUCCAUGUCUACUGGCCCCGGUUCCGGGGCACAGCAGCCCCAACAGCCUCUGCCAGAGGAGGAAAAGGAGAUGGAGGGAGAAGUGGAAGAAGAGGAGAAGAGGGGAGCCCCUAGGGAGGGCAGGAAAGCUGUGCUGCCAUCAGAGAUCAGAGGAGUCCAAGGAGUGGGACAGGGGAGGGAGGCUGAGCCCAGAGGAUGGUACAUGGAAAGAGGGGGAGAGAGACCCAGGAUGAGAUGGGAGGAAUCUGACACAGACCCCGAACCAAUCAGACCUAUGGAACAAUCCAUGACCCGCCUGCAGGCCGCCGAGGUCAGAGCAGAGCUCAGAGCCUCCAGGGAGAAGGGCCAACAACCGUGGAGUGACAACUCCAUCUACAUCCAGAGAAGCGUUGCCCCCGCCUCUACCCACAUCCAGAACAGGGGAGGAGGCCCAACCGCCACCACCAUAACCACUGAUGCCUUCAUCUCCUCCAUCCGCUCCUCAUCCGACACUGAGCCCCAUGGGGCCCCUAGAGGCUCCAUCCCCAGGGCCCAGGAGCCAUGGUCGGUCAAAGAGGCAGCAGGCCUGCGGAGGGGGGCCAUUGAUGGUGGGAUCAGAAAUAGAGACCAGAGACCACUAGAGACCAGGGACGCUCGUAUCUCUGUGGCCAAGCUUCGUCACUCCUACCUGGAAAGUGCUACGACUGCUACUGCCCCAGUCGUCAGGAAACCUGAGCUAGAGGAGGAAAUAAAGUGGGUGUACCCAGGGGGGGCGGAGGUCCCCUGGAGAGGGGUGCAGGACAAUACAGUGGUCCCAUGGAGGGGGGACAGGGGGCGCAGACUCUCUAUCUCGCCUGGAGAGAGUAGAAGGACCUCAGAGAGGUUUAGGACCCAGCCCAUCACCACCGCUGAGAGACACCGGUCUGAUAGGUCUUGUUUGAGCCCAGAUCUACCAAGCACUGAAGCCGAUGAAGAGAAAUUGGAUGAGCGGGCCAAGCUGAGUGUUGCAGCCAAGCGUUCUCUCUUCAGGGAGUUGGAGAGGAACACGGAUGGGGGCUCCCCAAAACCCCCAUCACGGAACGUGGCCAUGGAGAGGCGACUGAGACGCACCCAGGACCGCUCCCAUACCCAGCCAGUCACUACUGAGGAGGUGGUCAUUGCUGCCACCCUGCAUGCGUCCUCACAGGAGAGUGCUGCAGUCAGGGAGCAGGCCAGACAGACCCAUAAUGCACCAGAGGUCCAGAGAGAGGCCCAGCGGACGUCCUCCAAGCUCCUCCAGACUUCUUCUCCUGAGGAGAACCAGCCCCAGACCCAGAAUAAUGGCCAGGGGGACGCAGAGCCGGAUCUGUCCACCUUAAGCUUGGCAGAGAAGAUGGCUCUGUUCAACAGGCUGGCCCAGCCAGCCACCAGGGUGAUCCGCACCAGGCCGGACAGCAGGGGGCGCAGGGCCAACGCCCGUUACCAGACCCAGCCCAUCACCCUGGGAGACCUGGAGCAGAUCCAUAACGGGGCCAAGUUGGGCCAGCUAUUCUCAUCUACCCUCAGACCUGGGGCCACGGUCGCCACAGACCAUGCAGGGGACAUCCACUUAGCCACUAGGGGCGGGGGUAGCCCAGCAGAGGCACCCAACCCUGGGUACUACGAAAGGUCCAUCCCCCACCACCCUAGCCCUCCCACCCAGAUCACAGAACCCUCCAAUGCCGUCUGGAGGUCUGUGCCUGGCCCCCACCACCAAGCCUCUCUGGAUCUUCAGGCGCACCAGACUGACUCAACCACCAUCCUCCCCCAGGGAGAGGAGGGCGAUCUGUGGGGAGGGAAGAGAAAGUUGCCCUCUCCGGAGGGAGGUGUCAGAAAGGCCCCCAUGCCUCAGGCCUGGUCUGGUGAGAGGGAGUGGGAGGAGGAGCAGCGUUUGGCCAGGAUGGGUGGUGGUGAGGGUGUGGAGCCCCGGCGUGUGUUGAAGGGGACAGAGAGUGGUGGUGGUGGUCUCCACCAGGACCACAGGCAGCACCAGGAGCAGAGGGGCUAUCUGAGACAGUCAUCAUUAGACCUCCAGGACCCAGACGGACACAGAUCAAAGGUCAUCAGCACUGAGCUGCCAGACUCUAGUGUGUCAUCAUCGAGAGCAGCAGAGCAGCUAAGGAGUGCAUCUCUCUCUCCACACACAGUGCUGCCCCAGGCUCGGGAGCUGGGCGGGGCGGACACACACACGGACGGCAGCAGUGGUCUGGGACACACACACAGCCUGGUCCAGUCUGAGCAAGAGGACAUAGAGCUCUCAGAAGCCAUGUCGGCUAGACAGAUGUCCAUCAAAGACAGGCUGGCCCUGUUGAAGAAGAGUGGCGAGGAGGACUGGAGGAACAGGAUUAAUCGGAAGCAGGAUGUGGUUAAGGUGGCCGUUUCAGAACGUCACGCUCAGCUAUGGGAGGUGGAGCAGAGCUUCAAGAAGAAGGAAGAAGGGAUGCUGAUUAAUGAGUUGGCUGUGUCUGAUCAGCUCUGGCAGAGGAUGGGAGGGGGAGAGGAGACUACGGAAAACCAGAACCAGCCUAUCGAGAUGUCUAUCCAUGAGAGGAAGCAGCUGAUCGUGGCCCAAGAAGAGGCCUGGAAGUCCAAGGGCCACGGGGCCGCUAACGACUCCACACAGUUUACUGUGGCCGCACGCAUGGUCAAAAAAGGUCUGGCUUCUCCUUCUGCUCUCUUGAACCCUGUGACGUCUCUCCCUUCCAAACCCAAGAACACCACUCCUGCCAUCUCCAAGCCUCUGGAAGAGAUCGAGGCCAAACCGGACAUGAACCUGGAGUCGGACAGGAAACUCGAUAAGCUGGACUCUUUCCUGAGCAAGUUGAACAAUAAAGUGGGCGGCCUGCAGGAAUCCACCAUCACAGUGACGAAGAAGACGGUCAAAGAUGUCAUGAAUCUGGAUGAUGAGAUGUUCGACAAGUUUUACCGCCACAUGGCCGAGAUGCCCCUCAACAUGAACAGCAAGGUGGACAUCAAUGACGACUUUGACGACAUCUUCGGUGGUACCCAGAUGCCCAAGCUGACCUCAGCCAUGGUGGAGCACAAGCGGUCGGUGCGUCCAGUGCGCAACGUCCAGUCGUCCAGGAACCCUCUGAAGAUGCUGGCGGCCAGAGAGGACAUCCGACACGAAUACACAGAGCAGAGACUCAACGUUGGCCUGCUGGAGAGCAAGAGGAUGAAGCAAGAGAAGAUGAAUAAAAAUAGUGGAUUCUCUGAGGUGGCUCUGGCGGGUCUGGCCAGUAAGGAGAACUUCAGCAGUGUCAACCUGCGUCGUGUCAACAUCUCCGACCAGAUGUCCAACAACAGCGCUGUGCCCUACAAGAAACUCAUGCUCUUGCAAGUCAAAGGCCGACGGCACAUCCAGACCAGACUAGUGGAGCCCAGAGCGUCCUCUCUAAACAGCGGGGAUUGCUUUUUGCUCAUCACACCCCAUCACUGCUUUGUCUGGACCGGAGAGUUUGCCAACGUCAUCGAGAAGGCCAAGGCUGCUGAGCUGGCCCAGUUCAUCCAGACCAAGAGAGACCUGGGUUGCCGUGCCAAUUAUGUAGAGCUGAUCGAGGAGGGUAUCAACACACACAGCUACGCUGCCAAGGAGUUCUGGAAGAUUCUGGGUGGACAGAUCAGCUACCAGUCCGCAGGGACACCAGACGAGGAUGAGCUGUAUGAGAGCGCCAUCGUAGAAACCAAUUGCAUCUACCGCCUAGUGGACGACAAACUAGUCCCCGAUGACGACUUCUGGGGGAAGGUUCCCCGAUGCACGCUGCUCAGCCCCAAACAGGUGUUGGUGUUUGACUUUGGCAGUGAGGUGUACGUGUGGCAUGGUAAGGAGGUGACUCUGGCCCAGAGAAAAGUUGCCUUCCAGCUGGCUAAACACCUGUGGAACGGAACCUUCGACUACACAAACUGUGACAUUAACCCCCUGGACCCUGGAGAGUGCAACUCACUCAUACCCAGGAAAGGCCAGGGCCGUCCAGACUGGGCUAUGUUUGGAAGGUUGACGCAACACAACGAGACCACCCUGUUCAAGGAGAAGUUCCUGGACUGGACAGACUCCAAGAAGAAAGGUACCAUCAAGAACGGCCAUGAGCACCUCAACGAAAACAACAAGGAGCAGCAGAGCCCGGAACAGAACAUGACGCGGGCCUAUGAUGCCUCCCUGAUGCUGCCACUGCUCCCGACCCCGGUCCGUACGGUGUUGGAUGGGGUGGACCUGGGCCGGGGCUAUGGCACGGUGGCGGGGGAUGACCGCAGGCACUUUGAGAUCAGCACCACCGCUGUGGACAUCUGGCACAUACUAGAGUUUGACUACAGCCGGCUGCCCAAGCAGAGCAUCGGACAGUUCCAUGAGGGAGACACCUAUGUGGUGAAAUGGAAGUACAUGGUGAGCACAGCAGUUGGGAAGAGGCAGAAUCCGGAUGCGGUGAGGAGCGCAGGAGCUGGGAAGGAGAAGUGUUCCUAUUUCUUCUGGCAGGGCCGGAAUUCUACCGUCAGUGAAAAGGGGACGUCAGCGCUAAUGACUGUUGAACUGGACGAGGAGAGAGGAGCACAGGUCCAGGUGCAGCAGGGGAAGGAGCCUCCAUGUUUCCUUCAGUGUUUUAAUGGAGGGAUGGUGAUCCAUGCAGGGAAGAGAGAAGAGGAGAACUCACAGAAUGACUGGCGGUUGUAUUGUGUGCGGGGAGAGGUCCCGGUGGAGGGCCACCUGCUGGAGGUAGCAUGCCACUGCAGCAGUCUGCGCUCCCGGACCUCUAUGGUGCUUCUCAGUGUCUCUAAAGCAACCAUGUACGUGUGGCACGGCUGCAAGGCCCAGCUCCACACCCGCGACGUGGGGUGCACUGCCGCCGAUAAGAUCAAAGAACAGUGUCCGUUGGAGGCAGGGCUCCACAGCAGCAGUAAGGUGACCAUCCAUGAGUGUGACGAGGGGGCGGAGCCUACGGGAUUCUGGGAAGCUCUGGGAAGGAGAGAUAGGAAGGCCUACGACUGCAUGCUCCAGGAUCCAGGGAAGUUCAACUUCACCCCUCGUCUCUACCAGCUGAGCAGUACGUCUGGAGAGUUUGUUGCAAUGGAGUUCUUCUACCCAGCCAGAAUAACAGAGGAGGUCAACUCACUGCCCUUCCUACAGGAUGACCUCUACACCGCCUCUCAACCAGCCCUCUUCCUGGUCGACAACCUCCACGAGGUCUACCUGUGGCAAGGCUGGUGGCCCCAGGACAGCGAGAGCCCUGGCUCUGCCCGUAUCCGCUGGGACGCAGACAGGAAGUGUGCCAUGGAGACGGUGCUGCAGUACUGCACAGAGAAGAAUGAGAAGAAGCCACCCAAGGCGUAUCUGAUCCAUGCAGGACUUGAACCUCUAACCUUCACCAACAUGUUUCCAUGCUGGGAACACAGAGAGGACAUAGCUGAGAUCACUGAGAGGGAGACAGAGGUUUGUAACCAGAUAAUUCUGGUAGAGGAUGUGUUGGCACGGCUGUGUAAGACCACCUACCCCCUGGCAGACCUGCUGGCACGGCCACUACCCGAGGGAGUCGACCCCCUACGCCUGGAGAUCUAUCUAGACAAUGAUGACUUUGAGGGUGAAGGGGCUUAUGGGAAGAAAGCUCUGGAGAUGUCGAGGGAUGAGUAUGAGGUGUUGCCAGGUUGGAAGCAGGUGAACGUGAAGAAAGCCAAAGGAUUGUUUUAGUACGUUGGACAGAAGGCUUGACCACCGGAUGACAUCAUCAGCAAGCGACGGUCAGUGCAUCGUGGUUCAGUUGUAACAGGAGCCCACCACUGAGAACUCUUUAAUUUAACAUUUCACCCCUUCAUCUCCGGACUGGAGAGGGCUUGGGAACACACACUUCUGAGAACCCUACCCUGGUUGGAGGGAGGGAAGAGGAAGAGAGACGCAGUGGUGGAAGGAGUGAGGAUCAACAGAGUUGUGCCAGCCUCGUGUACAGUUUUCUUCUUUUAUUUGUAGGUGUUACCAGUUUUGUUUUGUAAUUCUAAAUGUAGGUAGUUCAGAGGUGUGCGAGUGAAUGUUGAGUGGAUGUUUGUUAUGUGUCGGCACCCGGCUUUUUAAAUCCACACUGUGUGUGUGUGCGUGCUCGUGUGUGUGUGUGCGUGCUCGUGUGUGUGUGUGCGUGCUCGUGUGUGCGUGUGUGUGUGCGUGCUCGUGUGUGUGCGUGCUCGUGUGUGUGUGUGCGUGCU
Messenger RNA from Oncorhynchus gorbuscha (pink salmon), 7235 nucleotides. Its product is annotated as supervillin-like. Gene Ontology annotation, biological process: cytoskeleton organization; barbed-end actin filament capping; actin polymerization or depolymerization. Gene Ontology annotation, cellular component: actin cytoskeleton; cytoplasm. Bases 1 to 6729 code for a protein of 2242 amino acids. The record is from RefSeq and is a predicted model, not a curated record. The transcript is spliced from 37 exons. Lineage: Eukaryota; Metazoa; Chordata; Actinopteri; Salmoniformes; Salmonidae. Gene Ontology annotation, molecular function: actin filament binding; phosphatidylinositol-4,5-bisphosphate binding.